Eimeria tenella is the source of this 939-nucleotide messenger RNA. RefSeq lists its product as uncharacterized. The record is from RefSeq and is a predicted model, not a curated record. The transcript is spliced from 11 exons. Lineage: Eukaryota; Apicomplexa; Conoidasida; Eucoccidiorida; Eimeriidae. The coding region runs from base 1 to 939 and encodes 312 amino acids.
AUGCUCUUCGAAAAGGCCGGAGACCCGCAGCCAAUUUUGCGGCUGCACAACGGGGACUGCGUGACGCAUGCAGACGCAGCGAAUCGGGAGUUUGUGAUAACUCACAAAUUGGAAAUAAAUCUGAAUUUGAAAGUCGGGGCUAGCCGCUGGGGUGUACGGACAGAUCUCGAUUGGUACAAAAAACUGGAAGAAAAUGGAUUUCUUCGCCGCAAAGUUGACCAGCGGGGCACCAAGGCGAACCAAGUCGGAGUUGUCUCAAAAGGUUGUUUGGAGCUUUACCGCGACUACGGCUCUCCGGGCGCGAAGCCGGUCAUUUCGCUGCUCGCCAGCCGCUGCACCGCCACCGCCAGCCGCGAGCGCCGCGAAAUCCGAAUUCUCCAUUCCAGCCCUUCGGGCAAAAGAGAGAGAAUAACAUUAGACUGCGCAAGUCUGGCUGAGUUCGACAGGUGGAACGUGGCGCUGCACUUCGGCAACUUCCUUAAAGGCGAAGCCAUUCAGGGCAACGGCUCGCAGGCCUAUGCGAACUUAACCAAAUAUGUCUUCCCCAUAAAUAUGUUCGAAGACGCCUCGGGCCGGAAGUCCGCACUGCUGAUUGAAAACAGAAAAAUAAUGCUUUUCCCAACCCCCGACGCAUCGGACCCGAUUCUCUGUUUCGACGCGAGUGAAUGCGAAGUGCAGCCAGUUAUAGCCCAGCGGAAACUGAGGGUUUAUGUGAACAUAUGCUGCUGCCUGCCAAAGAGACGGCUUUCCAGAAGCCAUCGUCGGAAAGCCGGUGGAGAGACUUUCCAUCCCCACGCGCACGCGGAGUUGACUCUGGAGGUUUCGAAGUACUCUUUUUCGACAGAAGGGUGGGAGUUUGCCCUCAAGAUUGUGGGCUUUAAGCCUUUUGCAAAUGUGCAGCUCCCUCGCUUCUUCCUUCCCCAAAUCAUGUGCGCUUAA